AUGUUAUGCUACGCCAUCCUCCUCCUGGCCUCGAACGCACUGUGUCAAACAUUCGACUACAUCGUCGUUGGCGGCGGGACAUCAGGACUCCCACUCGCCGCACGCCUAGCCCAGCACCAUACAGUCGCUCUUAUCGAGGCUGGAGGUUACUAUGAGGUUGAGUAUCCACUGGCCAAAACACCAGCCGCAGAUGUCCUGCCUGUUGGGUCAGACCCUGGUGUGAAGAAUAUUCCCGUAGACUGGGAAUUCAUCACCACGCCACAGCGAGGUGCAAAUGGCCGGCGGGUCCAUUUCUCUAGGGGAAAGUGUCUGGGUGGAUCCUCUGCUCUUAACUUCAUGAUAUACCUACGGCCGACUCGACAGACGAUGGACAAGUGGGCAGAGGCCGUGAACGACACCAGCUAUACCUUCAAUAACAUCCUCCCGUACUACCAGCGCAGCGCCAACUUCACGCCCCCGAAUACAGCCAAGAGGUUCCCAAAUGCGACUGUACUGUACAAUGCUAGUGCAUUUACCUCUGACGGCGGCCCACUGCAGGUAUCCUACUCCAAUUACGCAAUGCCGUGGUCAACCUGGGUAGCUCGGGGCAUGGAAGGUAUUGGAAUGACAGAGGCUGCAGACUUCAACAGCGGCCAACUCAACGGAUACCAGUACUGCACGUCCACGAUCCGUCCAAACGACCAGACCCGGAGUACAUCAGAGUCUUCGUUCAUCGCGAGGUCGGCCCCGAAGAACCUCAAAGUGUAUAAGAAGACUCUGGCAAAGCGGAUACUGUUCGACAGCAAUAAAAACGCCAUUGGGGUCCAAGUAAGUCCAUCGCGAACUCUGAUGGCCUCGAAAGAAGUGAUCGUAUCAGCAGGCGUUUUUCAAUCUCCGCAGUUGUUGAUGGUGUCGGGAAUAGGCCCUAGGGAGCACUUGCAACAGCACAACAUAACAGUACUGGCUGACCUUCCAGGGGUUGGCCAGAAUAUGCAGGACCAUCCAUUCUUCGGGCCCAGUUACCGCGUGGGAAUCGAAACACUGACACGACCUGCGAACAAUCCACUCUAUCUGGUAGAACAGUAUUUUCGUUGGGCUGUUCUGCACGAAGGUGUCUUCUCUAACCCGGUUGCUGAUUUUCUAGCCUUUGAAAGGAUCCCCGAAGAACUGCGGUCAGGUUUCUCCGAAGACACACGGCGGAAUCUCUCGUGGUUUCCGAAGGACUGGCCAGAGGUCGAGUUAAUGUCAGGAGCAGGCUUCCUUGGGAAUAUUUCCAGCAUGUUCAAAGACCAGCCGAACGAUGGCUACCAAUACGCGUCUAUUCUCGGAGUACUACACGCCACAACCUCUCAAGGUACUGUAACGCUGGCAUCGGCUGACACUUCUGACCCACCCAUUAUCAACCCGAAUUGGCUGGAGACCGAGUCGGAUCAGCAGCUGGCUGUGGCAUUGUUCAAAAGGAUCCGUCAAGCGUUCGCCAGCGAGGAGAUGAAGCCAAUUAUUAUCGGCAAAGAAUACGAGCCGGGCGAGAGUGUUCAGACGGACAGGCAGAUCUUGGAAUGGAUACGCAAUAAUGUCAUGACACUGUGGCAUCCAUCCCGAACAUGCAAAAUGGGCACUAGGGACGACACCAUGGCUGUGGUGGAUAGCAGAGCUCGCGUCUUUGGGGUCAAUCGACUACGGGUAGUUGAUGCCAGUGCACUCCCCUUUCUGCUACCAGGGCACCCCCAGUCUACUUGCUACAUGCUUGCAGAGAAAAUCGCGGACGACAUUAUAAACACUACGGAAGCUGCAAAGGAAGUAUCCAGGCCCGAUCUACGGUGA
This is a messenger RNA of Aspergillus puulaauensis, 1803 nucleotides long. RefSeq names its product GMC family oxidoreductase. Lineage: Eukaryota; Fungi; Ascomycota; Eurotiomycetes; Eurotiales; Aspergillaceae. Gene Ontology annotation, biological process: secondary metabolite biosynthetic process. The record is from RefSeq and is a predicted model, not a curated record. The coding region runs from base 1 to 1803 and encodes 600 amino acids. Gene Ontology annotation, molecular function: flavin adenine dinucleotide binding; oxidoreductase activity, acting on CH-OH group of donors. The transcript is spliced from 5 exons.